GUAGAAGCGUUUACAACCCAGAAGUUCCAACGGGGUGCCGAACUUGGAGGAUAGGGUUGCCCACUAUCCAUGCACUCACUUAUUAUGGACCAAAACACAUUUAGAACUGCUGGACUCUACAUUCUCUACCGGCCGGCUAUUCGGCUCACAGAGCCUCCGGAACGCUGCUUUCGUGAGUGAAACCGCUCCGGAACGCUGCUUCCAGGUCGGUGCCACAGCAGGCCUUCAGCAGAUGUGCCAUCUGCUUUGAACGACGCCACGCCUUUUUUCCGCCAAAACGGUGAGAUUCUUGUAUUAUGCCUUGGCGAGACCGGUCUGCCCUCAAACUCCUCGCGAUCUUCUGGUGGUCGCUCUGCGUCCGCGCGCGCGGUGAGCGCGCAUCGGCCAUGCUGGUGGAGGUGCAGCGAUCGAUGAUGCAGGCUGUUGGCGAUGAACCACCGCAUGAAAAGGAACAUGUGAAGAAACCCAACUGCCUUCAACCCUGUGAUGAGGGCUGCUUCUGCAACCCAGCGAAGCAUUACGAGGGCAUCUACUUCUGCGACUGCACGGGGCGCAGUUCCGUAGCGGAGCACAUUUAUCGACAAGAAGAGGCCUAUGCAGAUCUGAUCAAGCACCCGGACAAGAAGGGCAAAGUGAAUCCUGAGUGGACCAAAACCGAGCGAAAGACUCACCUGGAUGACAGCGCGACUAGCGAGUGACCAAAGGAUC
This is a messenger RNA of Durusdinium trenchii, 708 nucleotides long. NCBI's taxonomy places the organism in Eukaryota, Dinophyceae, Suessiales, Symbiodiniaceae. The record is from the annotation of a GenBank genome assembly.